GAGGGGGAGGGGAGGGACCAGGGGGCGCGAAGAGGGGGAGGAGAGGCGGGCCCAGAGCCCCCCGCUGCUGGCGGCCACAGGGCGGCUGGACCAGGAGGUCGGUGUCCAGCCCAGGAAGGGAGCCUCAGGCUAGGGAGGGGCAGAGGCUAGGCCUGAGGCCUGGACCGCUCUGUGAGCGAGGACCCGGUUCCGCCCGAAGGAUGAAGACUUGUCUUUAAAGAUGACAACGUACAGGAAAGGCCCAUCAGCCGAUCUCCCCCUGCCUGGGCCCACAGCGCCCCCCAAACCCUCACCACCCUCUCUCACUGCCUAGCCUGCCUCCCUACCUUCUCUCUGAGGUCGCUCCUCAUUCUGGUGUUACCCAGGACAGGGACCUAGCCAGAAACCGGCAGCAUUCCCCCUUCUGUGGAGUGACAGUAUCUCCCUCUCAUUGUAACUUAUCCUCAGGCGCAUUCGACAGUCCCCUCUUGCUUUCUCACCCCCUUCCUUCACCCAAGGGACCCUCUGCCUCUCCAGCCCACUCCCAGCCUCCUUUCUCUUGGUUCCCUGGUCAUGCCUGCCUCCCUGUCUCCUGUCUCUCCCUCCCACACACACCCACUAUCCUCCCAGCUAUCCCAGCACCCUCCUUCCUAAUCUUGGGAGACAUCUCGUCUGGCUGGACGGGAAAAUUCCAGGAUCUAGGCCACACUUCUCAGCAGACAUGCCCAUCCUUGGGGAGGAGGAACAGGAGAGAGCCUGAGGAAGUUCUGGGGGACAGGGGGAUGAUGGGAUCAAGGUCAGGCCAGGAAGCCCCUGAGGACAGAGACUGUGGGGAGACUGGGACUGGGAAGAAAGCAAAGGAGCUAGAGCCAGGGCCAAAGGAAAAGGGGGGCCAGCAGGGAGGUAUUUGCGGGGGAGGUCCAGCAGCUGUCUUUCCUAAGACAGGGACACAUGGGCCUGGUUAUUCCUCUUGUCACAUGUGGAAUGGUAGGAGAUGGAAGAGGGAGACAGAACAAGCAAAGGAGGGCCCUGGGCACAGAGGUCUGUGUGUGUAGCCAUCCAAGCCACUGGACCCCAGCAGACGAGCACCUAAGCUCAGGCUUAACCCAGUGCACGUGUGCGCACAUACAUGUGCCCCGCACCUGACAGUCCUCUCAACCCAUCCAAACCCUUUCCCCAUAACACCAACCCGUAACAGGAGAUUUCUCUCAUGUGGGUAAUAUCCGUGUUCCCACUUCGAAAGGGGGAAUGACAAGAUAGGACUCCCUAGGGGGUUACAGAAAGAAAAGCAGGAAAGCAAGCAUCCUGUUGGAUUUCAGCAGCAGGUGUGAUGUCCAGGGAAAAGAAAUUUGGAUAGCCAGGGAGUGAAAACCCCACCAAUCUUAAACAAGACCUCUGUGCUUCUUCCCCAGCAACACAAAUGUCCUGCCAGAUUCCUCCUGGAAAAAAACUUCUGCUCCUGUCCCCCUCCAGGUCCCAGGUUGCCCAUGUCCAGGAAAAGAUGGAUCCCCCUAUCCAAAUCUUCUCCAUGGUGUGUGUGGGUGGAGGAGUGGACCCUGGUCCAGGCAGGGGCUCCAGGGAAGAGAAGGCGUCACUUCCGGGGGCCUUCACCAGUGUCUGGUGGCUCCCUUCUCUGAUUGGGCAGAAGUGGCCCAGGCAGGCGUAUGACCUGCUGCUGUGGAGGGGCUGUGCCCCACCGCCACAUGUCUUCCUACCCAUCUGCUCCCCAGAGGGCUGCCUGCUGUGCACUUGGGUCCUGGAGCCCUUCUCCACCCGACGGAGUUUCACUCUUAUUGCCCAGGCUGGAGUGCAGUGGCGCGAUCUCGGCUCACCACAACCUCCGCCUCCCAGGAUAGAUUCCUCAUCCUUGGCCCGCCUUUGCCCCACCCUACUCUGCCCAGAAGUGCAAGAGCCCAAGCCGCCUCCAUGGCCCCAGGAAGGAUUCAGGGGAGAGGCCCCAAACAGGGAGCCACGCCAGCCAGACACCCCGGCCAGAAUGGAGCUGACUGAAUUGCUCCUCGUGGUCAUGCUUCUCCUAACUGCAAGGCUAACGCUGUCCAGCCCGGCUCCUCCUGCUUGUGACCUCCGAGUCCUCAGUAAACUGCUUCGUGACUCCCAUGUCCUUCACAGCAGACUGAGCCAGUGCCCAGAGGUUCACCCUUUGCCUACACCUGUCCUGCUGCCUGCUGUGGACUUUAGCUUGGGAGAAUGGAAAACCCAGAUGGAGGAGACCAAGGCACAGGACAUUCUGGGAGCAGUUACCCUUCUGCUGGAGGGAGUGAUGGCAGCACGGGGACAACUGGGACCCACUUGCCUCUCAUCCCUCCUGGGGCAGCUUUCUGGACAGGUCCGUCUCCUCCUUGGGGCCCUGCAGAGCCUCCUUGGAACCCAGCUUCCUCCACAGGGCAGGACCACAGCUCACAAGGAUCCCAAUGCCAUCUUCCUGAGCUUCCAACACCUGCUCCGAGGAAAGGUGCGUUUCCUGAUGCUUGUAGGAGGGUCCACCCUCUGCGUCAGGCGGGCCCCACCCACCACAGCUGUCCCCAGCAGAACCUCUCUAGUCCUCACACUGAACGAGCUCCCAAACAGGACUUCUGGAUUGUUGGAGACAAACUUCACUGCCUCAGCCAGAACUACUGGCUCUGGGCUUCUGAAGCGGCAGCAGGGAUUCAGAGCCAAGAUUCCUGGUCUGCUGAACCAAACCUCCAGGUCCCUGGACCAAAUCCCCGGAUACCUGAACAGGAUACACGAACUCUUGAAUGGAACUCAUGGACUCUUUCCUGGACCCUCACGCAGGACCCUAGGAGCCCCGGACAUUUCCUCAGGAACAUCAGACACAGGCUCCCUGCCACCCAAUCUCCAGCCUGGAUAUUCUCCUUCCCCAACCCAUCCUCCUACUGGACAGUAUACACUCUUCCCUCUUCCACCCACCUUGCCCACCCCUGUGGUCCAGCUCCACCCCCUGCUUCCUGACCCUUCUGCUCCAACGCCCACCCCUACCAGCCCUCUUCUAAACACAUCCUACACCCACUCCCAGAAUCUGUCUCAGGAAGGGUAAGGUUCUCAGACACUGCCGACAUCAGCAUUGUCUCAUAUACAGCUCCCUUCCCUGCAGGGCGCCCCUGGGAGACAACUGGACAAGAUUUCCUACUUUCUCCUGAAACCCAAAGCCCUGGUAAAAGGGAUACACAGGACUGAAAAGGGAAUCAUUUUUCACUGUACAUUAUAAACCUUCAGAAGCUA
Messenger RNA from Gorilla gorilla gorilla (western lowland gorilla), 3222 nucleotides. RefSeq names its product thrombopoietin (gene THPO). Bases 1400 to 3037 code for a protein of 545 amino acids. Lineage: Eukaryota; Metazoa; Chordata; Mammalia; Primates; Hominidae. Gene Ontology annotation, biological process: positive regulation of ERK1 and ERK2 cascade; thrombopoietin-mediated signaling pathway; cell population proliferation. The record is from RefSeq and is a predicted model, not a curated record. Gene Ontology annotation, molecular function: hormone activity; cytokine activity. Gene Ontology annotation, cellular component: extracellular region. The transcript is spliced from 7 exons.